AUGUCACUAUUUCAUAGUUCAGAUCCUGAUCUUGGUCGCUUAGAGAACACCAUGUCUCAUUUAUUCGAUGGUUUUUUGAGUGAUCUUGACGUUGCUAAAUAUGGUGGAAAUGUUCGCAGUAAUCGUAAUAACUCCAAUAACUCUUGGCUUCCUUUAAUUGACGUCCAUGAAAGUGACAAAGAGUUUACUGUUUGCGCUGAAUUACCAGGGUUCACCAAAGAUAAAAUUAAUAUAGACUUCCGUGAUAAUGCUCUCAUUAUAUCAGGUAAACUCGAACGAGAUGAAAAGUAUAAAGAAGGAACUACUCGUAUUCAAGAACGUCGUUAUGGAGACUUUAAUCGUACUAUUUCAUUUCCCUCAAAUGUUAAUGCUGAGAAUAUAACUGCUAAGUUCGAUCUAGGUGUUUUGAAACUUAAACUUCCAAAGUCAGAACCUACUGGAAGGAAGAUAACUGUUGAAUAG
Scutellospora calospora is the source of this 462-nucleotide messenger RNA. The record is from the annotation of a GenBank genome assembly. Lineage: Eukaryota; Fungi; Glomeromycota; Glomeromycetes; Diversisporales; Gigasporaceae.